Drosophila ananassae is the source of this 2187-nucleotide messenger RNA. RefSeq lists its product as uncharacterized. The record is from RefSeq and is a predicted model, not a curated record. NCBI's taxonomy places the organism in Eukaryota, Metazoa, Arthropoda, Insecta, Diptera, Drosophilidae. The transcript has 3 exons. The coding region runs from base 1 to 2187 and encodes 728 amino acids.
AUGCUGCAGCCAAGGUUGGAGGAACCUCGUCAAAUUCGGCGCUACAAGCCCUUGCCAGCCGUGCUCUUCCACUUCAGGGAAGGAGCAGUCGGAGUCUGCGGGGACAUCAAGGAGAUGUUCCACCAGGUGCUGAUCCGACCCGAGGAUCGAUGUUCCCAACGAUUCCUUUGGAGAGAUGGUAACGACGAUCGAGACCCGGAUGUGUACGAGAUGAACGUAAUGACGUUUGGAGCAGCCUGCUCGCCGAGCACUGCGCAUUUCGUGAAGACGGUGAAUGCCCUGAAGUUUCGGGAUUCAGAUCCGAGGACGGUCAAGGCCAUCAUCGACCACCAUUACGUCGAUGACUACGUGGACAGUUUCGCUCUGGAGAGCGAAGUUAUUGCGGUAUCUACCCGAGUAAAGGAGAUACAUGCGGAAUUAUGCCAGUUUUUAUCCAGCUCACCCAUCGUGAAAGUGGCGUUGGGACCACCUGGACAGGUCAAGAGUGUCGGAUGGGGUGAGGCCGAGCAGAAGAUCCUUGGAAUGCGUUGGCAGGUAGCAACGGAUGACUUCAGAUUCAACGUGGAGUAUCAUCGAGUGCCAAAAAGCGUUUUAAGUGGAGAUCGAGUCCCUACAAAGAGGGAGUAUUUGAGCCUGCUGAUGUCGACUUUCGACCCAUUGGGGUUCCUUUGCUGCCUGAAGAUUACAGCAAAGCUGUUGCUGCGGGAGAUCUGGAAGCAGAAGAUCCAGUGGGACGAACCACUGCCGGAGGAGAAAGCAGAGCCUUUGCUUCCUGACGCAGAGAGAUGGACGCCGUGGGACAGUUCCGAUGUCCUCGCCACUAUUUUGGGCUUGGAGCAGUUCGAACCAUUGAGUUGCAUGUGUUCGUGGAUGCAACCAGCAAGCGGCUGGCCAUCGCCUGAGGAGGGAACCGAGCAUGUUCCGGAUGCACCUGAUGAGGAGGAGAUGCCCAGUGAGUUUGCAUUGGUGGCAUCGAAUGAAUUUGUCAGCCCAUUCCAGAGAUUCUCGAGCUUCUGUCGCCUGGUGAGGACCACAGCCUGGGUCCUGAGGUUUGCGCGGCGGUGCCGCAAACAGAGAAGCGAGCUCGAGGAAUAUGGACUCACUGCAACGGAGUGUGAGGCCGCGGAGAACCUGUUAGUCAGGCAGGCCCUACUGGAAUCGUUUCCCGACGAGAUGAGGUCGGCGGAACGCGGGAAGGACGUCGCCAGCUCGAGCGAGAUUCGAGGUCUGACACCUUACGUGGACGAAAAUGGACUUCUGCGAGUCUAUGGUAGAGAUGAUGCCGAACUGUUCAUUCCGUACAGUGCGAGGAGGCCAGUGAUACUGUCACACAGGCAUAGUCUUACGGAGAUGGUAGUAAGACACUUCCACGACCAGAUGAAGCAUCAAAACGUGGAUGCGACGAUUGCUCAGAUUCGGACGAGAUUCUGGGUCAAGAAGAUGAGACGAUUGCUGAAGGAGGUCAUCUCGUCGUGCAACGAGUGCAAGUUGCAACGAACGCGGCCGAUGCCGCCAAUAAUGGGACCCCUUCCAGUGGAUCGCUUGAAAGCGGGAGGAUGGCCAUUCAAGUAUACUGGACUGGACUACUUUGGGCGACUGCUGGUGACUGUUGCCCGUCAUAGAAAGAAGCGUUGGGUCGCCCUGUUCACGUGCUUGACGACGAGGGCGAUUCAGCUGCGAAAGCUGGCGCAUGACCUGUCAACGGAUUCCUGCAUAAUAGCUGCGGCAACAUGCUACGACGAGCUGCAGGGAGUUCAUCGGAGCUUCGCCACCGGGCAGGUGGAGCAUGGUGAAGAGGCAUCGGCUCUACUUCACGGAGUGGUCAUUCGUCCAGAUCCUGCUAUGUGCAUGGCGAGUGCCAGACCAACGGAUGCCGCAGAUUGCAUCACCGUCUGCUACAUGGAGCGGACGAAGAGCGCAGAUGGCCGGAGCAGCGAGGUGGCUUCAGGCGACACAACGGAGGAAACCAGCAGUCACCAGUUUCCAGACGCAGCCCCGACAGGAGGUGAGGACAGGAGCCAGCAGUCGGCUGUUCCCAGGAACAGCCUGGAGAGAAGGGCCCCGCAGCCAGCGGAGCCGCCCGUGCAGAGGAAUCUAAGCAUCGACGCCGAAGGAGGCCGACUUUUGUUCCGUAUACUGCCAGUAACGCUGUACGGAGCUGGUGGACACGUACGCGCUCUUGGAUGA